UCAUUUGUCGCCUGUCGGUGACACAAAAUUAUUGUAUUGAACUGUGCGAAAGUGGGCGGUAUUAUUUAAUUUUCUCUAUAUAUAAACACAAACAAACCUCUCGGAUGCUAUAAAUAUCGUGUCGAUUCAUUCUUACCUUUUGUAUUCCAGUUUUAAAAUCAUUUAAGUACGUUAUAUUAGUAAAAUGCGCUACAUUUUCUUGACUACAAUUUUUAGUGUCGUGUUCGCAUACGAAAAAGAUAUGACUUUUACAGUUCAAGCAGGGAAAACAGACUGUUUUUAUCAUAAGGUUCUUACAAAUGAAAUAAUAGAUUUAGAAUAUCAGGUUAUAGAUGCGUCCCAAGGAGAAUUAGACAUAUCUUUCCAAUUGGCAGAUCCCGUGGGACGGAUAAUUGUAGCGGACUAUAAGAAGUCGGAGAACGCGCACCGACACACGUCGGUGCUGGAGGGCGACUACAGAUUCUGUUUCGAUAAUACGUUCAGUACUUUUAGUCAGAAAACUGUAUUUUUUGAUCUGAUGAUAGAUACUGAAGAUUCCCAAAGUAAAGAUUACGACGAUGAGAAAGAAAUGGAAUUAGGUAACGCCGCGGAGACGUACGUGAUGCGCGUGCGCGACAUAUCCGAAUCCGUCAGUAAGGUUAGGGACAACGUGGCGGCGGCUCGGCGCUUGCAGGAGCUGCUGUCCGCGCACGAGGCGCGGGAUCGCAACAUGGCCGAGGAGAUGUGCGACAGGGUGUUGAUAUGGUCGGCGGUACAAAUAUUGUUAAUGGCCGUCGUUGGAAUGGUACAGGUAGUCUUCGUGAAGAGUCUCUUCGAAGACCCGAGCAAUCUGAGUUUAAAGAAAUUAGUACCUAAUCUAAUGUCUCAGUGAUAUUACGCCAAAGAUUAAUUUAGUUCACAAAUAAUAACACUAGUCCAGAGGGCGCUGUAUAUAUUUUGAUUAGUGUCUUGUGUUUUUUUUUUUUUGUAAUAAUACUAUAGAAUACGUUAUGUAGUUUUUUGUACUAGCCGAAAAAUUCGGGAUGAUGGAAGAUAGAAAAUCUCAUAAAAGUCAAUUAAGUAAUAAAUAAAUCUAUUAUUCAUUAUUUUUUAAAUGGCAACAUAUUUUAAAGUAUGCCAACACAUUAAUAAGUAAUAUAUAUAUAUACAUAUAUAAAUUAAGUAAUAUAUAAGGAAAUUUUAUUGUGUGUUGCCUAGUUUCUUUUUCGAUAAAGACACAAUUUGCGGUGAAGUUCUCUAAGUGAAAUAUGAUUUAAUAAGCCUUGUGUAAAUAUAAAACACGCAUGGAAAGGGGAUAAGUAUUCACGAGUUGACUGCAUGG
Messenger RNA from Zerene cesonia (dogface butterfly), 1321 nucleotides. RefSeq names its product transmembrane emp24 domain-containing protein 5-like. Gene Ontology annotation, cellular component: COPII-coated ER to Golgi transport vesicle; endoplasmic reticulum-Golgi intermediate compartment; endoplasmic reticulum. Lineage: Eukaryota; Metazoa; Arthropoda; Insecta; Lepidoptera; Pieridae. The coding region runs from base 185 to 871 and encodes 228 amino acids. The transcript has 6 exons. Gene Ontology annotation, biological process: endoplasmic reticulum to Golgi vesicle-mediated transport; intracellular protein transport; Golgi organization. The record is from RefSeq and is a predicted model, not a curated record.